Molecule: messenger RNA, 924 nt
Organism: Metarhizium album ARSEF 1941
Lineage: Eukaryota; Fungi; Ascomycota; Sordariomycetes; Hypocreales; Clavicipitaceae
Product: Aldo/keto reductase
Exons: 3
Coding region: 1-924 (307 amino acids)
Molecular function (GO): oxidoreductase activity
Source: RefSeq, a predicted model, not a curated record
AUGGCGUCCAAACUGACCAUCAACUCCGCCAUCAAGCUCAAUUCGGGCUACAGUCUCCCCGUGCUCGGCUUUGGCGCAUGUCUCCCGCCCCCACGCCCAUGGAGACGGCCACCGAGGUGUGCGCCCAAGCUCUCCGCCUUGGAUACCGCCAUCCAUCUUGACACGACAGGGGGAGGGGGGAAGAUCGACUCGGCGUCCUCCUACCGCAACCAGGGACCCUCCGCGAAGUCGAUCCUCGCCUCGGGCGUCCCGCGGUCCGAAGUCUUCUUCACCACAAAGGUGCCCAUGAGCGGCAGGCCGCUGUCCUACGACAACACCUACUUCCUGGUCGACGCUGCUCUCGAGGCCACGGGCCUCGGGUACCUGGAUCUCGUGCUCAUCCACUCUCCCUACGGCGGCAGCGCAAACCGCCGCGGGGCCUGGAGAGCCCUCGUCGAGCUCGUCGACGCCGGCAAGAUCCGGUCCAUUGGCGUGUCCAACUACGGCGUCCACCACCUCGACGAGCUGGAGGCCUACAUCAAGGUACUCGAGCGGGAGCGCGGCGGCCCGGGCAAGGGCGGCGUCAUCUCCGUCGGCCAGUGGGAGCUGCACCCCUGGCUGACGCGCCCGGACAUCGUGGCCUGGUGCAAAGAGAGGAACGUUGCCGUUCAAGCCUACUGCCCCAUUGUACGUGGCGAGCGCUGGGGCGAGCCCAAGGUCAAGGCGCUGGCGGACAAGUAUGGCAAGACGGAGGCUCAGAUUCUGCUGCGGUGGAGUCUGCAGAGGGGCUACGUGCCGCUGGUGAAGAGCGUAACGCCCUCCCGGAUCGCGGAGAAUGCGGCUGUUUUCGAUUUCGAGUUGACGGACGAAGAGGUGGAGGCCCUGGUGACACAGGACUACAGCCCUUGCGCUUGGGACCCGACGGUUGAGCCGCUUGACAAGUAA